Suillus fuscotomentosus is the source of this 1058-nucleotide messenger RNA. RefSeq lists its product as uncharacterized. NCBI's taxonomy places the organism in Eukaryota, Fungi, Basidiomycota, Agaricomycetes, Boletales, Suillaceae. The transcript is spliced from 8 exons. The coding region runs from base 200 to 811 and encodes 203 amino acids. The record is from RefSeq and is a predicted model, not a curated record.
GUCUCCCCACGGCAAUCAGACCUCAUGCCAAUAUGCAACAUUCCAUUCUCGCGAUCUUUCCGAACACGAGUUCUGCACGCAGUGAUCUAGUGUUCUGAUCCGGGUCGUUCUUGCAAAGUUUGCUUCUGUCUUAUGGGUGCCCUCUUCUGGAUGCCAGCUUUCAAAAGCAGCUCUAGUCAUUCCCACCACGACGACGGCCAUGCCUGUAAACUCCUCCCCUGAAACCGGCUAUCAAGCUCCCAAUAAUUCUAUCCUGAGGCUGGCGUUCAAAAUCUUGUGCGUUAUUGCGGUCUCUCGGGAGUCUCUCGACCAUUGGGAAGAUACAAAGAAAAAAGAAUGGAAGGACCAUGUCUCAAUAAUGGUCAAUCGAUUUCAGAACACAAAUAUCACUGCUGGGCUCGUACUCGCAACUGCUACUCUAUUCCUGUCGUCCGUGCCUCCUAUCGAGCAUUUGAUGGCUUAUAACUUCUCAAUCUCGUACAUCUUCGCCAUGGUUUCAUUCGGUGCCGCAUUGCUCAGCGUGAUAUCCGGAUCUGCUGUGCUUGUUAUCUAUGAAACUAGCACCGCUCACAAAGACAUGGAAACCCUCAAACGCAUGCCACGACACCAAGUCAUCGCGCUGCUGCUAUGGUUGGCAUACCCCUCAGUCUGUCUGUCAAUCGCUUCUUGCUGUUUGUUUGUGUCUAUCUUUAUCGCUUGCUUUUGGUCUGGCAAUAGUGCUGUCAACACCAUCACCACCUUGGCUUGUUUGGCCUUCCUUUCAAACGGAGGCCUUACGCUCUACGUUUUCAGCGUUGUGGGCGAAAAGUAACUUUGUAGCACUCUUGUUGGAUUCGCCAGUCUAAUUAUACUUUACAGGCGGGUCGAUGAUCAAAAAAACCUCACCCACACAAGCAUCAUGCCAGUAUAGGUGCAUGUCUUCGGCUCUGACAGGGAUGACUGGGCAUGAUAAUUGUUAUAGACCACUCAGGGUUUGGAUGCUUCGGGUUGUACGUAUCGGUCCGUGGAGUAGCAGCAUCGCUUUCUAUAUGCCACACCACCUCCUGAUCGCCCAUGCG